AAAUUUGUCACCAUUGGGAGCCAGAACAAGACAUAAUAGACAAGGCACUACAGAAUGGGUAACCAUCCAGAAAUCCCUGUAGACUCAACUGGAAAGACCAUUCCAGUUAUAGGCUUUGGCACAGCCGAAUAUCCUUUCGGAGCCUCCUUUGAGACUCUGAGAGAUUCUCUUCUCCAUGCAAUCAAACUGGGAUACCGACACUUUGAUUCGGCUGCUCUUUACCAGUCUGAGCAGCCUCUUGGGGAAGCCAUAGAUGAUGCUUUAAACCUUGGCUUAAUCAAAUCCAGAGACGAGCUGUUUAUCACUUCCAAGCUUUGGUGCAGCGAUGCUCACCACGAUUGUGUCUUGCCUGCAAUACAAAAAACACUCAAGAAUCUGAAGUUGGAGUACAUGGAUCUUUAUCUCCUUCACUGGCCAGUAAGUGUGAAGCCAGGGGAAUAUGAGCUGCCUGUAAAAAAGAAAGACCUGCUUCCUAUAGAUAUCAAGUCUGUAUGGGAAGCUAUGGAGGAGUGUCAAAAGCUUGGCCUGUCCAAAUCAAUUGGUGUAAGCAACUUCUCAUGCAAAAAGCUUGAAACAUUACUGGCCACAGCCAAGAUCCCUCCAGCAGUCAAUCAAGUGGAGAUGAACCCACUUUGGCAACAGAAGAAGCUGAGAGAGUUUUGUGAAAACAAGGGUAUACGUAUCACUGCUUAUUCACCCUUGGGAGCCAAAGGAACACUGUGGGGAACAAACUGGGUAAUGGAAUGUGAGGUGCUAAAACAGAUUGCUGAGGCAACAGGGAAAACUAUUGCACAGAUUUGUAUAAGAUGGGUUUAUGAGCAAGGGGUGAGUGUGCUUGUGAAGAGCUUUAACAAGGAUAGGAUGAAAGAGAACCUUGACAUAUUCGACUGGAAACUGAGUCCAGAGGACUUAGAGAAGAUAAGUCAAAUUCCACAGCGUAAAGGAUUUCCUGGACUUGAAUUCAUAUCUGAAGAAGGCCCCUACAAGUCUCUUUCGGAGCUUUGGGAUGGAGAAAUUUAGAAUUUUAUAAGAAUGCAUUUACCAGAUGUAGCAAAUUCACAAGAUUGGUUAUGGAUUUAUCAUUAUGCUCUCUCUCUCAUACACAUUUCUGCCGUUAUUGUUGUUGUUGUUGUUCAAUAACUACCUCUGGUUGGAAGGUUUAGUCGAAGGUGCCAACGGCAAAGUUUCCCCCAAAGGCUUGUACUCAUUCUGUGUUGGGUUACCAAUGAAAUUUUUUUCUUUCUUUUUUGAGAAAGACCAAUGAGAGUUAAAUCUGCCUUUUAUAUAUAUAGAAAUGGAUUUUUCUUCA
This is a messenger RNA of Quercus robur (English oak), 1309 nucleotides long. Its product is annotated as non-functional NADPH-dependent codeinone reductase 2-like. Gene Ontology annotation, cellular component: cytosol. Gene Ontology annotation, molecular function: aldose reductase (NADPH) activity. The transcript is spliced from 4 exons. The coding region runs from base 55 to 1020 and encodes 321 amino acids. The record is from RefSeq and is a predicted model, not a curated record. Lineage: Eukaryota; Viridiplantae; Streptophyta; Magnoliopsida; Fagales; Fagaceae.